Molecule: messenger RNA, 2427 nt
Organism: Limanda limanda (common dab)
Lineage: Eukaryota; Metazoa; Chordata; Actinopteri; Pleuronectiformes; Pleuronectidae
Gene: cdh19
Product: cadherin 19, type 2
Exons: 11
Coding region: 1-2427 (808 amino acids)
Biological process (GO): cell morphogenesis; multicellular organism development; cell-cell junction assembly
Cellular component (GO): catenin complex; adherens junction; plasma membrane
Molecular function (GO): calcium ion binding; cadherin binding
Source: RefSeq, a predicted model, not a curated record
AUGGGAAGUGCCGAGGAAAUGCACGGGUGGACAGUAACGAUGAGCGCGCCGGGAGUUCUGGCUGUAGUGACGUUCUUUUCCAUGCUUCCUGGCGGAGUGCUGAGCGAUAUGAGAUGCACUCAGGGUCUGGAAACCCAACAAUUUGCCCCGGGCUCCGCUCAUCUGCACCGACGCCUGAAGAGAGGCUGGAUCUGGAAACAGCUGUUUGUCCCAGAGGAGGAUCCCACUCCUCGUGUUAUUGGCCAGCUCAAAUCUGAUUCCGACCGAGGCGAGUUUUCUAUCAAGUACAUACUAUCAGGGGAAGGCGCUGGAGAUGUGUUUGAGAUAGAUGAGUAUUCUGGGGAGAUCCGGACCCUGAAGAAGCUUGAUCGUGAGGAGAAGGCUUUUUACAUCCUUCAGGCCCAGGCUAUCAACAGGAGGUCCAACCAGCCCGAGGAGCCCCAGUCGGAGUUUAUCAUCCAGGUGCAGGACAUCAAUGACAACGUCCCCCAGUUCCAGAAUGAACCAUAUGUGUCCAGCAUCCCCGAGAUGUGUCCAACUGGGACCACGGUGGCCCAGGUGACAGCCACAGAUGCCGAUGAUCCCCUGUUCGGAAACAACGCCAAGCUCAUCUACUCCAUCCUGCAGGGGGAGCCCUACUUCUCCGUGGAGCCGAAGACGGGGACUGUGGUGACGUCCUGGCCGAACAUGGACCGGGAAGCCAGGGAGACGUACCUGGUGGUGGUGCAGGUGAAGGACAUGCUGGGCCUGAGCGGCGGCUACUCCACCUCCACCACCGUUACCGUCAGCCUGACUGAUGUCAACGACAAUGGACCCACGUUCCAGCACCACCUCUACACCUUCGCCGUCCCUGAGAACGCGGCCGUGGGAACCACAGUGGGCAGGAUCAUGGCGGAAGAUGGAGAUGUUGGCAUCAACGCCAGAAUGACCUACACCCUGGAUGACGACCUGGAGGAGAGCGCCACCUUCAUCAUCCAAACAGACCCAGUGACGCAGGAGGGGGUGGUUCUGCUCGCCCAGCCUUUGGACUACGAAACAAAGAGGCGCUUCGUGAUGGCGGCUGAGGCCGUCAACGACCACGUGGACCCUCGCUUUCUGGAUCUGGACGGGUUCAUGGACAGGACGACGCUGAAGGUCAUCGUGCAGGACGUGGACGAGCCGCCCGUCUUCCUCUCGCCGGUCUACGAGUGGAAGGUUCCGGAAAAUGCCGCCGUGGGAACCGUGCUCGGCGGCGUCAACGCCCGGGACACGGACACAGUCGGCAACGCCAUCAGAUAUUCAGUUGACAAAAGGAGCGACGGCACAAAAGCUUUCAGAAUAGACCCAAACAAUGGAACCAUUACUGUCGCUCGAGCUUUGGACCGGGAGACGACCGACUGGCACAAUGUGACGGUCGUAGCCAAGGAAACAUCCCAGAACCAUUUAUCCUCCUCGGUGGUGGUGUUCAUCAAAGUGCUGGACAUAAACGACAACGUGCCAAGGCUUGCAAGAGAUUACCAGCCAUAUAUCUGUGAGGGGACACAGGCAGGAGAACUCAUUCAGCUGCUCGGCGCUGUCGAUUCGGACGAGCCUGUGGAGGGACACCACUUCUACUUCUCCAUGGUCCCCGAGAAGCACAUCAAUCCCAACUUCACCAUCCGAGAUAAUCAAGACAACACAGCCGGCAUCGUGGCGCGCAGGAGCACGUUCACCCGGAAGGAUCGAACCCAGUACCUCCUUCCCGUGGUGGUGGCGGACAGCGGCUCCCCAGCUCUCUCCAGCACCAGCACCUUGACCAUCAGCGUGUGCAGCUGCCAGCCGGCAGGACACUGUCCCACGGGGGGGGUGGAGGCGCUCGCUCUGUCCAUGGGGCUCAGCCUGCAAACCCUGCUAGGGCUCCUGGUCUGUCUGGUCACGCUCACAGUGCUGUCAAUUCUAAUGCUGAUGGUGAGGAGACACAGGCGGAAGCAGCAGGAGGCGCAGGAUGUGGAGGUGAAGGAGCUGGAGCUGCCGGAGACGGUGUCUCAGAAGGUGCUGUACUACGGAGAACGCGGGGGUGGCGGAGUGGGUCUCGACUUCUGCCCGCCCGCCGUUCCCCUGCGCCACCACUCCCACAGGCGGAGGGAGAGGCGGCUGCGGAGGGAGGACGUCAGGGCCAGCAUCCGCAUGUCCCUGAGGGAGUCGCACCUCAUCGGGCCGGAGGACGACGUCUUCAGGCAGUUUAUUAUGGACAGGAUGGCGGAGGCGGAUCGAGACCCUCACGUCCCCCCGUACGACUGCCUCAGGAUCUACGCUUACGAGGGGUCGGGGUCUCCGGCGGGAUCCCUGAGCUCACUGGAGUCGGCUGCUUUGGAGAUUGUACCCGAGCAGGCGGCUUGUAGCACCAGGCCCUACGUAGUGAGGCUCACCCCUUGGUAUGGGGGAGGAGAGGAGGACACCAUCUUCUGA